UGUGGGGGAUAGGCCACGCCGCGUGUCAAUUCGUAGUUCGUUUCCCCUCACUACUUUCGGAGUUUGGUUCGUUUUCUUCCGUAUCUCCGUUUUUCUUCGUCGGCCUUUCUUUUUCUUUCCUGCAACAAGAUGAAGAGAGGCAGAGGAGGUGUCGGUGGCAGCAAGAUGAGGGUGACCCUCGGUCUCCCCGUCGGCGCCCUGAUCAACUGCUGCGACAACAGUGGCGCCAAGAACCUGUACAUCAUUGCCGUCAAGGGCUGGGGCAGCUGCCUGAACCGCCUCCCCGCUUGCUCGCUCGGCGACUUGGUGCUGGCCACAGUCAAGAAGGGGAAGCCCGACUUGAGGAAGAAAGUUCACAUGGCGAUUAUCGUCCGACAGAGGAGAGCGUGGCGUCGCGCGGAAGGCUACUUCAUUUACUUCGAGGACAACGCGGGCGUUGUCGCAAACAACAAGGGAGAAAUGAAGGGAUCUGCUGUCACUGGUCCCGUUGGAAAGGAGUGUGCUGAGCUGUGGCCCAAGAUCUCUGCGGCGGCCACUGCGAUCUGCUAAACUCUUCGUUUUUCGCUUUCUCCUUGUUCAACUCUUUGUCCAGAGUCUCUCGGUGUCCCGGUCUCGCCGCGACGCAAAGAAAGGUGUGGCGUGUUCGGAGGGAAAAGUCAGACGUGGAGAGCACAGUGGACUGUGAGAGACAACUCCUUUUCUUUUCGUUCACAAACAGACGGGGCCUCUUGCCAACGAGGAAACGCUGGAAAAAAUCGCAGCCACGAGACGCGCCUUUCUGCAACAUCAGGC
Molecule: messenger RNA, 792 nt
Organism: Toxoplasma gondii ME49
Lineage: Eukaryota; Apicomplexa; Conoidasida; Eucoccidiorida; Sarcocystidae
Gene: RPL23
Product: ribosomal protein RPL23
Exons: 4
Coding region: 130-549 (139 amino acids)
Biological process (GO): translation
Cellular component (GO): cytosolic large ribosomal subunit; ribosome
Molecular function (GO): large ribosomal subunit rRNA binding; structural constituent of ribosome
Source: RefSeq, a predicted model, not a curated record